Messenger RNA from Anarrhichthys ocellatus (wolf-eel), 5018 nucleotides. It is a transcript of the gene sv2, whose product is annotated as synaptic vesicle glycoprotein 2. The coding region runs from base 602 to 2245 and encodes 547 amino acids. Gene Ontology annotation, biological process: transmembrane transport. NCBI's taxonomy places the organism in Eukaryota, Metazoa, Chordata, Actinopteri, Perciformes, Anarhichadidae. The record is from RefSeq and is a predicted model, not a curated record. The transcript has 13 exons. Gene Ontology annotation, cellular component: membrane. Gene Ontology annotation, molecular function: transmembrane transporter activity.
UUUUUGCAGUUCGUGUCAGUUAGCCAAAAACAUAAGAGGCAGCUUAGCUUAGCGUGAACACCGACGUUAUUAGCUCCGUUCAGACAUACUGUGCUCAUGAAGAGGUCGUCCACUUCGUCGUCGUCUUCGUCACUGUCUCGGCCUCCGACUUCUUCCAGCACAUCUUGGUCCUCUGAGUCGGGGAAAGGAGGGGGACUGCGCUCCGAGCUGGUCGCCAUCUUCAAUCUUAUUAUAAAAAACACACACUCACACGCGCGCACACACACACGCGGGGAGGCAACAGUCAACUGAUCGUUGCUCGCUGCUUGCACAGACGGUCAGAUGCGUCUCGCGUGAAGCUAAAGCUCUGCAGGUCACCUGAAGAUCGGAGCUACAACUUAGCGCGAGCAGAGUGAGUGAGUGAGUGUGGAGCUCCAGGACGUGCAAACCGCCGCUGUCUUUUUUUUCUCCUUUCUCCCUCCUCCCUCCUUCCUCCUUUACUUCCUGGUUAGCUUCACUGGUAGCUAUAGCAGUCACGAGACAGAUGCAACAGUAUAACAUGGACCUGGACAGCGGUUGUGGUUUCAAUAUGUGCCCAUAUUAGAGACGCCCUGGGGUGGUGAUGUUUCGUCACGUGCAUAACGAAGACGCGGAGGCACGAGAGCCGCUUCUCACAGGUGUGACCUACCUGGAGCCUAACGAGAGGGACUUGGAUGAAGGAGAAAUCAUUUUCAACAGGAGCACGUCAAACAUCACAUGUGAUGCUGGCGGGAGCGCAGAAAGAAGAUUAACAUAUGAGGAAGCAGUCGAGGAAGCAGGGUUUGGAGCGUUCCACUGGCUGCUGUUGGUGGUGUGCGGUUGGGCCAAUGCCAGCGAUGCCGUGGAGAUCCUCUGCGUGUCUUUUCUGCUGCCAACAGCGCGCUGCGACCUGCUGCUGAGCUCUUCAGACAUGGGCCUGCUCACUGCCAGCAUAUUCCUCGGAAUGAUGGUGGGGGGCUACACGUGGGGAUACCUGGCGGACCAGAGGGGGCGGCGCAGGGUCCUGGUCGUGUCCCUGACAGUUAACGGGGUGUUUGGAGGUCUGGCCAGCGUGGCUCCGUGGUUCUGGCUCUUCCUGCUGCUGCGGUUCAUCAGCGGCAUCGGGGUCGGCGGGUCGAUCCCUGUUGUCUUCUCGUACUUCUCAGAGUUCAUGCCCCGACUGAGGAGAGGUGCAAUGAUCAGCGCUCUGGCCACCUUCUGGAUGACAGGAAACAUCCUGGCUGCAGGUCUGGCCUGGUUGGUGAUCCCAAGAACCUGGGCACAUUUCUCACUGGGGACCCUGGACUUCCAGAGCUGGAGACUGUUUGUGGUGCUCUGCUCUGUUCCCAGCCUCACCUCAGCCCUCCUCUUCCGGCUGCUCAUGCCCGAGAGCCCCAAGUUCCUCAUGGAGGCGGGCCGGGAAAAAGAGGCGAUCCGCGUCUUCCAAGUGAUGUUUAAGCUGAACAUGAGGGGAAAAGGAAAGGAUUUCCCGGAAUUUGGUCUAUGCAUCAGCUCCAAGCAAAGAGGGGAACAGGAAGAGACCAGAACCCGGGGCUCACGGAGAGAGAGACUGGCCUGUAUUGUGAAGAAGGUCUUGAUGCCGAUUAAACAGAUGUUUAAUGGGCCGCUCAAAUCCAGGAGCAUCGCUAUGCUCAUCGUCUUCUACUGCAUCUCCUUCGGUUACUACGGACUAUGGAUGUGGUUCCCGGAGCUGUUUGAAAGAAUGGAGAACGGCGGCUCGCCCUGCGCCAACAUGUCGCUCCCGUCUUCACUCAACAACCAAAGCUGCUGCCCGGUCAAGACGGCAGUGUAUAUGGAGGGCUUCAUCAUUGCUGCAUCAAACCUACCGGGAAACAUCUUCACCAUUGUCAUGAUAGACAGACUAGGAGGAAAGGCUCUACUGUCCUGCAGCCUGCUGCUGUCCAGUCUGAGCAUCUAUCUCAUCUAUGUGGUCCAGACCAAAAUUCAGAGUCUGGUCCUGUCCUGCAUCUUCAGCGGCGUGUCUGUGAUCAGCUGGAACGCCCUGGACGUGCUGGGAACGGAGCUCUACCCGACCCAGCUACGGUCCUCUGCUCUCGGUUUCUUCACCGGCGUGGGCCGAGUGGCGGCCAUCAUGGGUAACGUGGCCUUUGGCCGGUUGAUGGACACAAACUGUGCCGUGCCGGUCCUGCUGGUGUCGUUUCUGCUGCUGACCGGAGGCCUGGUGGCUCUUGUGCUUCCACAAACCAGGCAGACUGAGCUCACUUGAUCCCUUUCGGAUCUACAUGACAUUAUUUUUUUUCCGUACGGAUUAUGGAGAAUGAUUUGAGUAAAUAACACAAGACACAUGAGAAUGUAUCUAUUUUUUUUAUUUAUUUGUAUAAUAAAUAAACUUGUAAUACUUCAGGACCACAUUUCACAACCACACACCGUUUGAAUAAAACACUUUGGAUAUUUGAAAGCAGAUGCAGAUGUUUAAAAAAUAAAUAAAUAAAUAAAUAAUAUCGCAAGACAUGAAUUAAAUUAUUUUAUCCAACAGUUUCUGUGGAAGCAUUCUCUUUUUCAGUGGAUCUUUACAUUAGAAGUAUAAUUUCUUACUCUUUACAUUCUUCAUCAUGACUGUGAUGCAGUAACUACAAGUAUCAGGUCUGAGUGGUUUAACGGUAAACAACGCAACAGGUACAACAAAAAAAAAAAAAAGGCCGAAAUAAAAAGGUCCACUGCUGGUGACGCUCAGCUUUCUAUGACCAGGGCUGAAGUUAGACCGUAACGUACUCCUUUGGUAAAACACAUUCUCCAACAGUAAAACAAUAAAUAAAUACACCGAUAUUGUGUUAAAAGAUAAGAAACAUGCAGCCGCUGGACACAUGAGGGUCCACGACAACAAAAAAGAAGCCACAUGACCUCUGACCUGAAAACAAAACAGAAGGCAUGAAAACGGUCUCGCCUGACAAAUGACAUCAAGGUGAGACUUAACUUGAAAGUGUCCCACGUGAUCAUGAGCACCAUUAUAAUCUCUAGGUCUUACAAUUCAUCCUCAUGAACUAAACACUCGCCAUCACACAGUCGGGUGGAAAUCAGAUUUUAGUUUUCAUCUGACUGAGUUAGCUGAAGCUCGAGAAUUUGGUGACUAAUGUUAAACAGAUUUGUUUCAGUAACUACAUUAAAACGACCUUUAGAUCAGAAAUUUGUUCUCGGGCAAAUUUAUGAAUUUAUAAUUGCAUGCAAGACUUAAAUCUUUGUAUCUCGUAGCAGUCGCCCAAUACAAGAGGUUUUCUACUUAUUGUUGUCCAGUGUUUUAUUAUAAUGCACUUCAUGAUGUCAAGUCAAGUGUCAUUUUGAGUCAUUUUAAAAACAGCAAAUUAAAUGUUCAGUGUCAUCUCUCUCUCUCUCGCACACUCACACACCUUAUAGUACUGUAUUACAUGUUGCAAUACAUACAAUAACAUUUAUAAAUCUUCAGUUUCUAUAAAUGCCCCACUUAUUGUAAUGAACAUGUGCACUAUGACCGAGGCAGAUGCUGGAAAUGGCAGAAAUUGAGAUGAAGAUCCGUCUUUAUUCCCAGGAGCAGUUUUCAACUAACAAAGUUUAUUGUGCCAAAUUGGAAAGACUCAGUUACCGGUAGUUGUUGUCUCAGUGGAGCCUUCAUGCUUCAAAUAACUGGACAGGAAUAGAUUAUGCCGAUAGUCUGUUUCAUUGUGGUGACGUGUUUAGGGGGAAUUUAUUCCUACAGUAUAUAAAACAUUACUCAUGUUAUUUAAAUUAGUCUGAUUACUAAUAACUUAAGCUCAAACUGGUGGGACAGAUGUGUGAAUGCACUGUUUAAAGAAUUAGAAUUACUUACUUGGGGCACCUUAUUUCUAAAUAAAAUAAACUUCAUGGGUGAAACAAGAUUUAAAGAAAAAAAUUUAAUUAAGACUUCCUUUUGUUUUGGCGAAAGAAAUCCUAAAACACGAUUCACUAACUUUAUGUUUCAGGAACGUCAAGCUGCAUCUCAUGGCCUUCCUCAGCAGAUGGAAUUGUUAUCACAUGACCCAAGUAUGUAAGUGAGAUCACAUUAUUACAGGGGGUCAUACUUUGGGGUCUAUCAUUGGAUGUGAAAGGCCUCCUUUAUCGUCCUCGAGGAUUGGGAUCGUCUCACUGAUUCCCAGAGUCAAAACCAAACGGCAUUCAUUCACUUUUAUGCACAAAACUCCCAGAAAACUUGAGGUCUGAUCCAACUCUACAAACUUCUUUUACUUCAAGGCUUAAAACAUAAAACUGUCUUUUAUUAAAUUUGAGACUAUUGAUCUGAUCUUGAACUGCAGCUUUUAUUGUCCUGUUUAAUCUGUUUUAUUUAUUGUAUCUUAUUCCCACAAGUCCUCCAACCUAAACGAUUAUUUGUUCCUACGACCCACAGGAGCUUUUCCUAAAUUAUAGAGAUCAACCAGUCAUGCCGAAAUGUAACGGUCGCAAUUUUCAACACGUGGUUAAUGUUGUGAACUGUCUCAAUUUGGUUAGGUUUAGGCAGCAAAACGACUUGGUUAGGUUUCGGAAAAGAUUGUGGUUUGGGAUGAAAUACGCACGUUUGUUAAGUGACUCAUGUUGCGUAUAUAAGUUGACAUACGAUACGUGACGUACCAGAAAGGGUUACUGUAAACAAAACCCUGAUCUUUUACUAAACCUCACCAAGUAGGUUUGUUGCUUAAACCCAAGGAGAUUUCUUUUUCUUUACACUACGUCACCCGACUUCCUCCUGUCAUACUUACUACAGCCACUAGAGGGCGCUUAACAAUAAAUGUAAAUAUGGUCGUAAUAAGCUGCUGUCUCUUAUUUUUAUCUUCCAUUUUUCUAUUCUACUCGACUUAUUUUGUGUGUAUUUUUCCAUUUGUCUUAUGUUUCUUUUAUCUCUUGUCCUCAUAUCUUUUUAUGUCUUUUGUUAAUCACUUUGAAUUGCAAAUAAACUCGCCUUUCCUUCAUUCAGUCACUGCAUCCGCUGAGAGGAAGACCACAAGAUGUGGUUGAAAGCUUAGAAAACAUCGAGUAAGCCGACCUUGUGUUUU